CUAAUUGUUGUGAUAAACUUAUUAAAUAGAAAAGUAUAGUGCUAACAAGCGAGUGGAGUCCAGAGACUUGAGAAGAUGGCUGGAUCUGGUGCUGGCUUUAAUGGGGCCAAUGAAUCUCUGGCCAAACAGUACUUUAAGGUGCUCGUCGUAGUCAGCGCUUACUGGGCCGUGUCUCUUUCGAUGGUGUUUCUGAACAAGUACCUCCUAAACGGGGACUCUCUCCAACUAGAUGCACCCAUGUUUGUCACAUGGUUCCAGUGUCUAGUCACUGUCAUAAUCUGCGUCAUCCUCAGAAUAGCGGCUCUGCAAAUGCCGACAUACGUAUCAUUUCCAUCCGUGGCAAUAAACAUAUCCAUAUCUCUGCAGGUGCUUCCUCUGAGUCUCGUCUUUGUGGGCAUGAUCAUGUUCAACAAUCUUUGUCUGCAGUAUGUUGGAGUCGCCUUCUACAAUGUCGGAAGAUCACUUACCACUGUUUUCAAUGUGGUGUUUUCUUUUGUAAUUCUGGGUCAGAAGACUUCUCUAUCUGCACUUGCCUGUUGUGGUAUAAUCGUGGGAGGAUUCUUCCUCGGCAUCGACCAGGAGAAGGAGUCAGUGGACAUCUCGUACAAGGGCGUGGUGUGUGGGGUUUUGGCCAGCUGCUGUGUGGCCCUGAACGCCAUCUUCACCAAGCGUGUGUUGCCAGUGGUGGACAACAGUGUGUGGCUCCUCACAUACUACAACAACAUCAACGCAUCAUUCCUCUUCUUGCCCCUCAUACUCAUGAACGGAGAGGUGGGCACCCUCAUAUCGUUUCCCUACAUUGGGUUUGCCUCCUUCUGGGCCGCCAUGAACCUGUCUGGUGUGCUGGGCAUCUCGAUUGCCUACGUGUCUGGCCUGCAAAUCCAAGUCACUUCUCCCCUCACUCACAAUAUCAGCGGGACUGCGAAAGCGUGUGUACAAACUGUGAUCGCUUGUGUGUUCUUUCAACAGAGUAAAAGCUACCUCUGGUGGACCUCUAAUUUCAUGUCUCUAGGAGGCAGCCUGGGCUACACAAGAGUGAAGCAACUGGAGAUGAAACAGCAGCAUGAAGAGAAGAAAAAAGCAAGUCCAACUUCAAAUCCUGUCUCCAGAGUCUAGUCCAAUUAUUCAUUGAAUUUUGAGCACUAUGGCCAUUUUUAUAGUAAGCACGUCUUAGCGCCGUUUUCUUAUUGCGCAUGCAUGUAUGUUAGAACCAUGCCGUAUACAGUGUAAAGAGAUCUAACAAAGAAGAUUUUUGUUUUCUCCAAGUAGAGAAUGAAACCAGAUAUUUAUGUAGGUUCUCAAUCACUAAUUGAUAUAUGAUUGGUCUUAAUUUUUCAUAACAGGCAAUCAUUCAUCUGUAUGAAACAUGGUUAAUAUUAAAAACGAACUAACAAAUGUGCUUAGUAAAAAGAUGUUUUUGG
This is a messenger RNA of Symsagittifera roscoffensis, 1421 nucleotides long. Its product is annotated as GDP-fucose transporter 1-like. Gene Ontology annotation, biological process: protein O-linked glycosylation via fucose; GDP-fucose import into Golgi lumen. The transcript has 7 exons. Bases 76 to 1116 code for a protein of 346 amino acids. NCBI's taxonomy places the organism in Eukaryota, Metazoa, Xenacoelomorpha, Acoela, Convolutidae. Gene Ontology annotation, molecular function: antiporter activity; GDP-fucose transmembrane transporter activity. Gene Ontology annotation, cellular component: Golgi apparatus. The record is from RefSeq and is a predicted model, not a curated record.